Messenger RNA from Macadamia integrifolia, 1536 nucleotides. RefSeq lists its product as uncharacterized. The record is from RefSeq and is a predicted model, not a curated record. Gene Ontology annotation, molecular function: S-adenosylmethionine-dependent methyltransferase activity. The coding region runs from base 283 to 1062 and encodes 259 amino acids. The transcript has a single exon. NCBI's taxonomy places the organism in Eukaryota, Viridiplantae, Streptophyta, Magnoliopsida, Proteales, Proteaceae.
GGAAGAAAAUAGAACAGAGCUUUCUCCAUAACGGUCUUGGAUCAUAGUUUGUAGAGAGAGAGAGAGAGAGAGGGAGGGGGGGUCAUAGGUUGUAUCGACCAUCGAUGGGAAUAGGAGAGCAUAGGCCACCUGCACCAUACAAAAACUUCCCGACACCAAAAGGCCAUCUUUAGCUGCACACAGAAGCAAUCUCCAAAUCCAGAAAAAACCAACCACCACCACCCAGAGAGAGAGAGAGAGAGAAAAUCCCAUCAGCGUCUGGCGUGUGUGCAGAAGGAAAACAUGAAGAACACCUACCAAACAAAACUAGCAGUCAUCCUGAAACCCUUCCUCCUCGUCUUCCUCUCCGUCUCUUUCGUGGCCUUAUUCAUCGUCUCUUUCCAGUCACACCACCGGAAUACCACCAUCGUACCUCCGAUUAAACGACCAUCGUCAUCAUCUUCAUCAUCAUCCCGUCCUACCGGUGGGCUCCGAGUCCGGCCGGGCUUCAACUCCUACGACAUGUACAUACAACACCAGCUUGACAAAACCCUAAAUCCAAAGCUAAGGCAGGUGUGGACAACCAGAGACUGGGAGCGCAAGAUACAGGUAUUCGCUAGGUUUUUCACCGACCUGAAGCAGAAAAACCUUCUGUCCGACGAUUCCAAGGCGCUCUGUAUCGGAGCCCGAGUCGGCCAAGAGGUGGCUGCGCUGCAAAGAAUCGGUGUAUCGGACUCGAUUGGGAUGGAUCUGGUCCCGUAUCCUCCCCUAGUGGUGACUGGUGACUUCCACAACCAACCAUUUGGCAACGAAAGCUUCGAUUUCGAAUUCUCGAACGUGUUCGACCACGCAGUCUACCCGUCCAAGUUCGUUGGGGAAAUCGAGCGGACAUUGAAGCCCGGAGGUAUCUGCGUUUUGCACGUGGCUUUAUCCAGAAGGUCCGAUAAGUACUCCGCCAACGACCUCUAUAGUGUGGAGCCUUUGGUGGAGUUGUUUAAGGAGUCGGAGCUCGUUCAUGUCCGUCCCGUUGACGGAUUCGGUCUCGACACAGAAGUGGUUCUCCGCAAAAGGAAGAACACGUAAAAACGCCAUUAACAACAACGACGACGACGACGAGGACAAGAAGAGGUCCCACCAAAAUCAACUCUCCUAAUUUUGUAUUGGUUUAAUUUUCUCUCUCUACCAGACUACAGAAUCGGAAUCGCAGCUUUUUUUUCUUCUUCCACAGAAUUUGAAAAGGAAAGAAAAAGAAAAGGCCAAAAUGGUAUGUAAAUCCAAAAAGAGAAUCCGUUGAGGCAGGAGGCACGUGAUCAGCUACACAUGCAAAGGAGAUUUGAGGAGAUGAUCCAUACAAACGAUAUGAUGAUGAACUGUUUUAUUGGGUUUUUGUUCUUUUCUGUUUAAUGUUUUGUUGAGCAUUAGGGUUCAGAAGGAGAGUUGAUCAAUUCAUCAUUCAUGGCUCUGCUACCUUUUACGAAUUUUAGGGUUCUAAAUUUUUCCAUUUUUGUUGCAGUCAAGUUUUGAGGAUUGAAAAAAUUCCCCAAUAUAUUGCUUCCA